AUGUAUUUUGUAAAUGAACUCUCAAUGUAUAAUUUUCUAAUAUAUUUUAAAUUCGUAUUAAAUAACAAUCUUACAAGUGACAUUAAUAAUUUAAAUCAUAUUUUAAUCUAAUUAUAUAAACAUUUUCUUUUAUUUUCAUUUUAAAUUGAUAAUUUUACAACCUUUCUCAUUCUACUUAUUUGUAUUUAAUUUCUAUCCUUAAUUGGAAAGGGAUUGUUUCAUCAAUUUAAAUAGACAACAACUAAUUCAAGCACCAUUAUCAUUCAAGAAUCACCUGUACUAUAAAUAGAUUUCUUAUAAGAGGUCUUAGUAAAUCAUCCAUAUAUAUUAAAAGGCGAAUAUGUAUUUGUGAAAUAUAAGCAAUUUCUUUUUCUUUAGUACCUAGUCAUCAACUAAAAGAGAAAAAAGUCUUAAAAUUAAUAAACUUUCGAUGAAUUCAAAAGUUUAAUUACAAGCCUUCAAAGGAGACUCAUUGAUAGUUUCCGAGAGACAGAGAUAGCAACUAAUGCACUACAAGAAAAGUCAUACAUGAAAUGA
This is a messenger RNA of Paramecium pentaurelia, 537 nucleotides long. Lineage: Eukaryota; Ciliophora; Oligohymenophorea; Peniculida; Parameciidae. The record is from the annotation of a GenBank genome assembly.